Messenger RNA from Indicator indicator, 3825 nucleotides. RefSeq names its product cadherin 5 (gene CDH5). Bases 46 to 2364 code for a protein of 772 amino acids. NCBI's taxonomy places the organism in Eukaryota, Metazoa, Chordata, Aves, Piciformes, Indicatoridae. The record is from RefSeq and is a predicted model, not a curated record. The transcript is spliced from 12 exons. Gene Ontology annotation, cellular component: adherens junction; catenin complex; bicellular tight junction. Gene Ontology annotation, molecular function: cadherin binding; calcium ion binding. Gene Ontology annotation, biological process: multicellular organism development; adherens junction organization; homophilic cell-cell adhesion.
AACAAACCGACGCUCUGCCGGCUCUGGCUCAGGCUACAGAAGAAGAUGAACCACCUUAUUCUGCUUUUCUCAUUGUUCCUCACUCCAGCAUUUGCUGACAAAGACAGCCAGGAAACAACCCAAACCUUCUCUUCAAACAGUGCCAGUCAUAAACGACUGAAGAGAGACUGGAUAUGGAACCAAAUGCACAUCAAAGAGGAGAUUGACACACCACUACCACACCAUGUUGGCAAGAUCACCUCAAGCGUACGGAACAGCAACGCCAAGUAUAUUAUUGAAGGUGAAUAUGCCAACACCAUCUUCAAAGUGGAAGAAACCAGUGGUGAUGUCUAUGCAUUUGAGAGGCUGGACAGAGAAAAGAAAGCAGAGUAUGAGCUGACAGCUCUCAUUAUUGACCGGAGAAACAACCAGUCGCUGGAACCUCCGUCUAAGUUCAUUAUCAAGGUUUAUGACAUCAAUGACAAUGUCCCCGUGUUUGUACAAAAGGUAUUCAAUGGAUCUGUCCCAGAAAUGUCACCAGUAGGCACCUCAGUUACCAAAGUGACAGCUGUAGAUGCUGAUGACCCCACAGUUACAGGUCAUGCUACAGUCACCUACCAAGUCAUUAAAGGAGAUGAGUACUUCACAGUUGAUGACUCUGGUGUGAUCUCCACAACAAGGGCUGAUUUAGACAGAGAGAACCAAGCAACCUACGAAAUCGUUGUUAAAGCAAAAGAUGCUCCAGGGUCUUCUGGGGAGUCAAGCACAGCUACAGUGAUUAUCACUUUAACUGACAUCAAUGACAACUUCCCCGUGUUCAAACACCCAUCAUUUUACUUCAAAGUUCCUGAAAACAUUUCAGUAGGAGGAGAAGUUGGCAGAGUCAAAGUAGAAGAUAUUGAUGAACCACAACAUAGAAAUACGAAAUACAGUUUUGUCAGAGGAGAUUACAGGGACACCUUUGAAAUUGUAGCAAAUCCAUUCACAAAUGAAGGAAUCAUUAGGCCAAAAAAGCCCCUGGACUUUGAAAAAGUAGCAGAAUAUAGGUUUGAUAUCGAAGCAACAGACCCCACGGUUGAUCUUCGCUAUUUUAAAUCUGGUGGCUCUAGGAGCAUUUCCACAGUCACCAUUGAAGUCACUGAUGUUGAUGAGCCUCCUGUCUUCACCAAACUACCAUAUGAAUUUAAAGUCAAGGAAAAUGACCUAGAAAUACGAACACUGGGAUCAGUUUGGGCACACGACCCUGACGCAGCUAAACGGAAAAUCAGAUUCAUUCGACGAAGAGCCAGUCCUAAUGGAGACUACAUCAGGGUAUCUGACACAGGAAUUAUUCAGCUUCCCAAGCCCCUGGACAGAGAAUUCAGUUCCUCAUACAACAUCACUGUAGCAGCUCAGGAAAUCCUUGAAGAUGGCCGUCCUUCUGACAGAGAAUCACAUGCCCAUGUUCACGUCAUAGUUACUGAUGAGAAUGACAAUGCUCCAGAGCUUGUUUAUCCUGAGGAACCCCGAGUGUGUGAAAAUGCUGCACCAGGAAAGGUAAUCAUCAGGAUUUCAGCUACUGACAAGGAUGAAAUAUCACCUAGAGGUUUCUUCAAGUACUCCCUGGCCACAGAAGACAGCAACUUCUCCUUGGUUGAAAACUAUGACAACACAGCCAAUAUCACUGUCAGGUAUGGACAGUUCAAUCGUGAGCUUGCCAAAAUCCACUACCUGCCUGUCAUCAUCUCAGACAACGGUGAUCCUGAGCUCAGCAGCACAAACACUCUGGUCAUCAGUGUCUGCAAGUGCAACGAAAAAGGCAACUUCACUUUCUGUGAGGAAAGAGCUAAACAAGUUGGAGUCAGCAUACAAGCGCUGGUGGCAAUUUUUAUCUGUAUCUUCACAAUCAUCAUAAUCAUCUUGCUAAUUCUUCUGAGAAAAAGACACAAGAAGGAUUUGAGUGGUCUUGGGAGGAAUGUGGCAGAGAUCCAUGAGCAGCUUGUCACCUAUGAUGAAGAAGGUGGUGGUGAAAUGGAUACUACCAGCUACGAUGUGUCUGUACUCAACUCUGUCCGCAAGAAUGGUGUGAAGCCAGAAGCAGUUCCCUCUCCAUAUGCACAAGUGCAGAAGCCUCCUGGAAAUAUAACUUCUGGUGCUGGAGAAAUGGAGAUGAUGAUUGAAGUCAAGAAGGAUGAAGCUGACAAUGACAGGGACUUGCUGCCAUAUGACACCCUUCACAUUUAUGGCUAUGAAGGUGCCGAGUCCAUUGCAGAAUCUCUCAGUUCUUUGGGAUCAGGCUCCUCAGACUCAGAUAUUGAUUAUGACUUUCUCAGUGACUGGGGACCCAGGUUUAAAAUGUUAGCUGAGCUGUAUGGGUCAGAACCCAAUGAAGAUUUUGUGUAUUAAGUUCAAGUUAGCCAUGCAUUUUCUCCCUCCCACUACAGGUAAGACAUCAAGAGCCUGCCAAUGGCCAAAGAACUCACAGCUCUUCACCCAAGCUGUACAAGGAUUUCACACAGACAUGGAAAAGAACCUGCCAGCAUUAGGGUUAAAAAGAAAUGCACAGCUCACCUCUGUGGACUUUCCCCAGCACUGCUGUCCUUACUAACAUCCCCAAAACUGCUGCUCGAGGACCUGCUCGAGCUUUCUAGGGCACAGCUCCUCUCCCUAUCUGGAUAGAGUCUUCUCCUUUAAAAGUGGUUUUGUCCUCACUUUCUUCUUCAUUCCUCUCCUCCUGUACUGUGUCCAUCAAUGAGUUUCAAGGUCACCAUCCACUGGGUCAGAGAGGUUUGGUGGUGUUGGGAAGGAGUGUUUUGAAUAACCUUCAGAGUCUCCAGCCAGCUGGUUUGCCUGGCCCCCUUGUAACAUCUUUAUUGAUAUUCCAGACUUAAGCUCAGCCAGCAGAGGAGGAACAUAUGGGCUAUCACUUAAUAUCAGAAAUUAUUCCAUCACUUUCAGAAAGAGACGUGGGUUUUUCCUUCUUUCCAAUCUAUUAAUUAUUCUUACUUUAUAGUCUUCUACUACAGUUCUGAGUUACUACAGAUAAAAUUAGGCAGGGUUUUUAGAUGCACAAUCUGGUUUCAUCUAUCAUUUCUAACAGCCUGGUGAUGAUUUCAGGCACCUUUCUGCCAUCCUAGAAUUUGCUCCAGCUAGCAGCAAAAACUGUGUUUUGUUUCUGUCAGUAGGAUCUCAGUGUUACCCAGUGGAACACAUCCUGCAGGGCAGGAAAUGUGGAGAUCAGGGGAACAUUAAGUCUCCAGUACUGUAAAUCUCUCUUGAUGGCAACAUAGGUCUCUCUACAUUCCUAAAGAGGCUGAAGAGGUUUUUAGUUCAAUGUUAUUGAAGCAACUGUAUAUUUUUUUCAGGGACAAACAAAUGAAGGGCCUCAUUACUGUGAAACUGUUUUGAUUUUACUCUAAGCAGGUACUGUAAAACGGGUAUUUUCCACCGAGAAAAGUAUUGUAGGCUUCCAAACCAGGAUGCUACACACCCACACAUCUGUCUGCAUAACAACUGCAAAUAGAAGUAAGGCUUUGGAGCUGCAGCUAUUACGUCCCUGGUAAGCAUGUGUUUAGUUUCCCACCUGAUGAAGAGCCACAGAUUGAAACUUCCCAUGCAGGAAGUUAAGAACCCCAGACAUUGGCUGGGUUUGUCUGCCUGGGUUUGUCUGUCUGUCAGCCCUGAGACAAUGGCCUGUCUCUGGCUUCUGGUAAUGCAGGUUCCUGCUGCCUUCAGCAGGAACAGAGCCUUGCCUCACAGAUACUCAGCUCUGCAGGAUCUGUGCUGGAGCUGUAUGCAUUAGUUUAGUUGGUUUGAUUAUUUAAUUUUGGUAGCUAACCAAGUAACACUAAACUUUUUUUUUUCUUU